This is a messenger RNA of Cylindrotheca closterium, 387 nucleotides long. The record is from the annotation of a GenBank genome assembly. NCBI's taxonomy places the organism in Eukaryota, Bacillariophyta, Bacillariophyceae, Bacillariales, Bacillariaceae.
AUGAAGAAGAGUGCUGAUGCUGAGUAUGAUUUCUUGGAUUUCUGGGAAGCGAAUCAAAAGUUCUCUGCUAUGAAGCAAGGAACAACAGAAGACUUGAUGCAUUUCAAGGAACGAUUCUUGAGACAGGCUGAAGUCCUACAAGAUCUAUAUGGCGUGGCCUGGUUCCGAGAUUUUGCAGUCAAGACGAAAGUGUAUGCUGCUAUUGCUAACACCGAUACUGCUGCUCAAAACAAGUUCGAGGAUGAUAUCUUUGAAGCCUUUCUGGCAACAGGAUUUCUAUGCAACAGCGAUCAAACGAGAUCAGCUCCUCUGAUGCUGGAUCUUCAGAGGAACUAUUGCAGAGAAGUGGAUUAUUAUCCAAAGACGGUCAGCAAAGCAUGGAAGUGA